AGAGCCCCAUUCCGCCUUCUCUCUCCUCCCUUUCCGACGAGGCGACCUGCCCCUUUCCCCUCUCGCGCACCUUCCUCUCGCCAUGGCCUUCUUCUCCCACCACCACCUCCAGCAGCCCCACCCCGCGGCGCCGCCGCCACCGCAGCAGCAGCAGCCGGCGCCUCUCUCCUUCAGGAACGCGCUGCCGGUGCCGGUCGAUGGACAGAUCCCGGCGCCUCUCGCCUUCUUCAACGCGCCGCCCGCUUUCCCGGACCAGGCGGGGCAGCCACAGCUGGACGCGGCUGGGCUGACGGCUGCGGCGGGUAUGGGGUGGAGGCAGCCGAGGGAGCAGGAGCUGCUGGGCGAGAACUCGCAGAUGUCUUCCAUCGAUUUCCUGCAGACGGGCUCGGCGGUGUCGACGGGCCUGGCGCUCUCUCUGGAGGACCGGCGCCAUGGCGGCGGCGGCGCUGGCGCUGGGAACUCCUCGGGCGAUUCGCCGCUGCUCCUGUUGCCGAUGCUGGACGACGACAUCUCCCGUGAGGUCCAGCGGUUAGAUGCUGAUAUGGACCGAUUCAUCAGGGCCCAGAGUGAGCGCCUGAGGCAGUCUAUACUGGAGAAAGUUCAGGCGAAGCAGUUUGAAGCGCUGGCCUCUGUUGAAGACAAGAUCCUCCGAAAAAUACGCGAUAAAGAGUCAGAAGUUCAGAACAUUAACAAAAGGAACCUGGAACUUGAGGACCAGAUCAAGCAAAUGUCUGGGGAAGUUGGUGCGUGGCAGCAACGGGCUAAGUACAAUGAGAGCAUGAUCAGCGCACUCAAGUACAACCUGGAGCAGGUCUGUGCCCAUCAGAGCAAGGACUUCAAAGAAGGCUGCGGCGACAGCGAGGUAGACGAUACGGCGUCCUGCUGCAACGGCGGCGCCGUCAAUCUGCAGCUGAUGCCCAAGGCGAACAAUCACCCCAAGGAUUUGAUGGCCUGCAGGGUCUGUAAAUCAAGCGAGGCGUGCAUGCUCUUGCUGCCCUGCCGGCAUCUUUGCCUGUGCAAAGAGUGCGAGAGCAAGCUGAGCUUCUGCCCCCUGUGCCAGUCCUCCAAGAUACUUGGCAUGGAGAUAUAUAUGUGAUGUAGAAUAUAAUUUUAUGUACCGCUUGAGUAUCUUAUCUUUCGAGAUGCUGAUGUACUUAGACAUCAAUGUAUUGUCAACUGUAGUCUCACUGGGUCGAUAAGACUGCCAUUUCUGGUAGAAUUACUGCAGCCAACUUCUGAUUACAAGUGCAUGAUUUGAACUUCC
This is a messenger RNA of Hordeum vulgare subsp. vulgare (domesticated barley), 1264 nucleotides long. RefSeq names its product probable BOI-related E3 ubiquitin-protein ligase 3. The coding region runs from base 83 to 1096 and encodes 337 amino acids. Gene Ontology annotation, molecular function: ubiquitin-protein transferase activity. NCBI's taxonomy places the organism in Eukaryota, Viridiplantae, Streptophyta, Magnoliopsida, Poales, Poaceae. The record is from RefSeq and is a predicted model, not a curated record. The transcript has 4 exons.